Molecule: messenger RNA, 1892 nt
Organism: Serinus canaria (Common canary)
Lineage: Eukaryota; Metazoa; Chordata; Aves; Passeriformes; Fringillidae
Gene: SLC9B2
Product: solute carrier family 9 member B2
Exons: 12
Coding region: 109-1737 (542 amino acids)
Biological process (GO): proton transmembrane transport
Cellular component (GO): membrane
Molecular function (GO): antiporter activity
Source: RefSeq, a predicted model, not a curated record
GGAGCGGCCCGAGCCGAGCAGCGGGGCUGUCGCCGCUCGGGGCCGCCGGCGAAGGCUGCGGGGAGCGGGUCCCUGGCUGAGGGCCCGCCGUGCCGCAGGUUUGCAACAAUGGUAGGGGGAGAUGUAAAUAACAGUGAAGAUUCUCAACCAUCAGUAUUUGUGAGAAAUGGCAUGAUUCCCAUGAAUGAGCAAAGUGAGCAGGAACCAACAGCAGGUGCCAAAGGUACUGAUGGGAAUGCACAAACAGAAGAAACUGCUCUCUUAAACCAAUGCACUCAGCAACCUCCCGAACCAGCAGCAGGGUCUUCAAUACCUGCAAGAACAUGGAGGCAAAUAUUUGCUUGUCCUCCUCAGGGUUUACUGGCCCAAACAGUGACAAAUGUUGCAUUUGUGGUUCUGGUUUGGGCUGUGGUUUGGUCCAUAACUGGGGCUGAGUGUCUCCCAGGUGGAAAUCUCUUUGGAAUUCUGUUUCUUUAUUUUUUUGCUGUCAUCGGAGGAAAAAUUUUUGGAUUUAUUAAAAUACGAACGCUACCCCCUCUCCCUGCUCUUCUGGGGAUGCUGCUUGCUGGUUUCCUAAUCCGAAAUACCCCGUUCAUCAGUGACUUAGUCCAGAUAAACCUACGCUGGUCUGCAGCGCUGAGGAACAUUGCUCUUUCCAUUAUCUUGACCCGAGCAGGACUCGGCCUGGAUCCAAAGGCUCUUAAGAAGCUCAAAGCUGUCUGUUUACGGCUUGCUUUUGGACCGUGCCUCUCAGAAACAGGCACAGCUGCUGUCCUUGCCUACUUGUUCCUGCAUUUGCCAUGGCAAUGGGGAUUUAUAUUAGGUUUUGUUCUAGGUGCAGUCUCCCCUGCUGUGGUGGUUCCCUCCAUGCUGAUUUUACAAGCUGGGGGAUAUGGGGUGGAGAAAGGUGUCCCAACUUUGCUAAUGGCAGCUGGCAGCAUCGAUGACAUUCUGGCUAUCACAGGCUUCAACACUUGCCUUGGAAUGGCUUUCUCUUCUGGUUCUACUCUGUACAACGUGCUCCGUGGAGUGCUGGAGGUCGCUGUUGGCAUAGCAGCUGGGGGGAUUCUGGGAAUGUUUAUUCGUUAUUUCCCAAGCCACGAUCAGGCAUCUUUGGCAUGGAAGAGAUCAUAUUUUAUACUUGGACUGUCCAUGUUUGCUGUUUUUGGCAGCAUCUACUUUGGCUUCCCUGGAUCAGGAGGGCUUUGCACAUUAGUCUUAGCUUUUGUUGCAGGUGUGGGAUGGUCUGAUGAAAAGAGGGAAAUAGAAAAAAUUGUGGGAGUUGCUUGGAAUAUCUUCCAACCUUUUCUUUUUGGUUUAAUUGGAGCAGAAGUAUCCAUUACAUCUCUUAGGCCUGAAACUGUUGGGCUCUGUGUUGCUAUAUUAGGCAUUGCCCUAGUUGUGCGAAUCAUAGCAACGUUCCUGAUGGUGUCUUUUGCUGGGUUUAAUUUCAAGGAGAAGGUAUUUGUCUCACUGGCAUGGAUUCCCAAAGCCACUGUCCAGGCUGCAAUAGGUUCUCUUGCCCUGGAUACAGCAAGACAACAUCAAGAUGAGCAAAAGGAAAAGUAUGGAAUGGAUGUACUGACAGUAGCUUUCUUAGCUAUCUUGAUCACUGCUCCAAUUGGAGCCCUGGUUAUUGGCUUGGCAGGGCCCAGACUUCUGCAGAAGGCACAGACAAAGAGCAAGGAGAAUGAGGAAGAUGCAGAGGUUGGAGAAGAGGCCUGUGAACCUUCGUAAGACAGACAACUGCAGCAGUCUGGUCCUUCAACCCUGACACUUUUGUUGUGUAAAGAUGGUGUGUCUAAUCUUGCUGGAGGAACCUAAAACUAUCAGUCACCUCUGCUAUUUUUAAAGCAGCCUUGGUGGAGUUCUAUAAAAUAUUUUUAUGUGAA